CUUCCCGGUGGCAGUCUCCCUCGCUCGCGGAAGACGUACAGCCCGAAAUCUGGAUCGCGCAGGAGCUGCGGCGCAUCGGCGACGAGUUCAAUGCCUCCUAUUGUCCGAGAAGGGGUUUCUUGGAUAACCAGGCAGGAAACCCCCAGAUCGUCAUUCUGCGCCUCCUGCGUUACAUCAUCCGCCUCAUCUGGAGGAUGCA
This is a messenger RNA of Eurypyga helias (sunbittern), 199 nucleotides long. It is a transcript of the gene BCL2L11, whose product is annotated as BCL2-like 11 (apoptosis facilitator). The annotation marks the transcript as partial. NCBI's taxonomy places the organism in Eukaryota, Metazoa, Chordata, Aves, Eurypygiformes, Eurypygidae. The transcript has 2 exons. The record is from RefSeq and is a predicted model, not a curated record.